CCCGGCCGCCGCGCUCCCGGCCCGCAGCCCCGCCGCCGGCAGCCGGGGUCGGCGACCACCCCGCCGAGCGGCCACCCGGCGCCGGCCACCUCGGGCCGGGCUGGGCAUGAGCGCGGAGGGGCCGCGGCCGCCCCCCGCACCGCCCUGCGCGCCCGGACCGUGACUGGGGCGGGGCGCACGGCCGCACUGGGGCCCGGGCCCAUGGGCGCGCGGAGCCGGGCGCGGGGGCGCUGAGUGCGGCGGGCGCGGCCGGAGGAGCCAUGGACUGCAGCCGCGUGCGGACGCUCGUGCACAGAUUCUGUGCCGGAGAGGAGAACUGGGUGGACAGCAGGACCAUCUACGUGGGACACAGGGAACCCCCGCCGGGUGCUGAGGCCUACAUCCCACAGAGGUACCCCGACAACAGAAUCGUCUCCUCCAAGUACACAUUUUGGAACUUCAUACCUAAGAACUUAUUUGAACAAUUCCGAAGAAUAGCCAACUUUUAUUUCCUGAUCAUAUUUCUGGUACAGCUGAUCAUCGACACGCCCACGAGCCCCGUCACCAGUGGACUCCCCCUGUUCUUUGUCAUCACCGUCACUGCUGUCAAACAGGGCUACGAGGACUGGCUCCGCCACAAAGCCGACAACGCCAUGAACCAGUGCGCCGUCCACUUCAUCCAGCACGGCAAGCUGGUGCGCAAGCAGAGCCGGAAGCUGAGAGUUGGGGACAUUGUCAUGGUCAAGGAGGACGAGACCUUCCCCUGCGACCUGGUCUUCCUCUCCAGCAGCCGCGGAGAUGGGACGUGCCACGUGACCACCGCCAGCCUGGAUGGAGAAUCGAGUCACAAGACUCAUCAUGCUGUUCAAGACACAAAGGGAUUUCGUACUGAAGAGGACGUGGAUGGCCUGCACGCCACCAUCGAGUGCGAGCAACCCCAGCCGGACCUGUACAAGUUCGUGGGCCGCAUGAACGUCUACAACGACCUGACCGACCCCGUGGUGAGGCCAUUAGGAUCGGAAAACUUGCUUCUUCGAGGAGCCACGCUGAAGAAUACUGAGAAAAUCUUCGGUGUUGCUAUUUACACAGGCAUGGAAACCAAGAUGGCAUUAAAUUACCAGUCAAAAUCCCAGAAACGAUCAGCCGUAGAAAAGUCCAUGAAUGUGUUCCUCAUCGUGUACCUGUGCAUUCUAAUCAGCAAAGCUCUGAUAAAUACCGUCCUGAAAUACCUGUGGCAGAGCGAACCCUUCCGAGAUGAGCCAUGGUACAAUCAGAAAACCGAAUUGGAAAGACAGAGGAACCUGUUUCUCAGGGCGUUCACGGACUUCCUGGCCUUCAUGGUCCUCUUCAACUACAUCAUCCCCGUGUCCAUGUACGUCACGGUGGAGAUGCAGAAGUUCCUGGGCUCCUACUUCAUCACCUGGGAUGAGGAGAUGUUUGAUGAGGAGACCGGGGAGGGGCCGCUCGUCAACACCUCGGACUUAAAUGAAGAAUUAGGACAGGUGGAAUACAUCUUCACAGACAAAACCGGCACCCUCACGGAGAAUGACAUGCAGUUCAAGGAGUGCUGCGUCGAAGGCCACGUCUACGUGCCACACGUCAUCUGCAAUGGGCAGGUCCUCCCAGAUGCCUCUGGCAUCGACAUGAUCGACUCCUCCCCAGGUGUCAGCGGGAGGGAGCGAGAAGAGCUGUUUUUCCGAGCCCUCUGUCUGUGCCACACCAUCCAGGUGAAGGACGAAGAGGAGGCGGACGGACCCAGGAAGGCGCCGGCCUCAGGGAAACCCUGUGUGUACAUAUCCUCCUCCCCUGACGAGCUGGCCCUGGUCGAGGGCGUCCAGAGGCUUGGUUUUACAUACCUGAGGCUGAAGGACAAUCACAUGGAGAUUUUAAACCGGGACAACGACAUUGAGAGGUUUGAAUUGCUGGAAAUUCUGAGCUUUGACUCAGUAAGAAGGCGAAUGAGUGUAAUUGUCAAGUCGGCUGCAGGAGAAAUUUACCUGUUUUGCAAAGGAGCGGAUUCUUCCAUAUUUCCCCAAGUCAUAGAAGGCAAGGUUGAUCAGAUCCGAUCCAGAGUGGAGCGCAACGCCGUGGAGGGACUUCGGACCCUGUGUGUUGCCUACAAAAGGCUGGUCUGCGAGGAGUACGAAGCCGUCUGUAAACUGCUGCAGGCUGCCAAGGUGGCGCUUCAGGAUCGAGAAAAGAAAUUAGCAGAAGCCUACGAGCAGAUAGAGAAGGACCUUAUUCUGCUUGGCGCAACUGCAGUCGAGGACCGGCUCCAGGAGAAAGCCGCGGACACUAUCGAGGCCCUGCAGAAGGCCGGGAUCAAAGUCUGGGUCCUCACGGGGGACAAGAUGGAGACGGCGGCUGCCACCUGCUAUGCCUGCAAGCUUUUCCGCAGAGGCACUCAGCUGCUCGAGCUGACCACCAAGAGGAUCGAGGAGCAGAGCUUACAUGACGUCCUGUUUGAGCUGAGCAAGACCGUCCUGCACCACAGUGGGAGCCUGGCCAGGGACAGCUUCUCAGGGCUCUCAGCAGAGAUGCAGGACUAUGGCUUGAUCAUCGAUGGAGCGGCUCUGUCCUUGAUAAUGAAGCCCCGCGAAGAUGGGAGCUCCGGCAACUACCGGGAGCUCUUCCUGGAGGUGUGCAGGAACUGCAGCGCCGUGCUCUGCUGCCGGAUGGCCCCGCUGCAGAAGGCCCAGAUUGUUAAAUUAAUCAAGCUUUCAAAAGAGCGCCCCAUCACGCUGGCGAUCGGUGACGGUGCGAACGACGUCAGCAUGAUCUUGGAGGCCCACGUGGGCAUCGGUGUCAUCGGGAAGGAAGGGCGUCAGGCCGCAAGGAACAGUGACUACGCGAUCCCGAAGUUCAAGCAUUUGAAGAAGAUGCUGCUUGUUCACGGGCAUCUUUACUACAUUAGGAUAUCUGAGCUCGUGCAGUAUUUCUUUUAUAAGAACGUCUGCUUCAUUUUCCCUCAGUUUUUAUACCAGUUCUUCUGUGGCUUUUCACAACAAACCUUGUACGACACCGCCUACCUGACGCUGUACAACAUCAGCUUCACGUCCCUGCCGAUCCUCCUGUACAGCCUCACGGAGCAGCACGUCAGCAUAGACACGCUCAGGAGAGACCCUUCCCUCUACAGAGACAUCGCCAAGAACGCUCUGCUCCGCUGGCGAGUGUUCCUUUACUGGACGUCCUUAGGCGUGUUCGAUGCCCUGGUGUUUUUCUUCGGGACUUACCUUAUGUUUGAGAACACGACGGUGACCAGCAAGGGGCAGAUAUUCGGGAACUGGACCUUCGGCACGCUGGUGUUCACGGUGAUGGUGUUCACGGUCACGCUGAAGCUGGCACUGGACACCCACUACUGGACAUGGAUAAACCAUUUCGUCAUCUGGGGGUCCCUGCUGUUCUACAUUGUCUUUUCACUCCUCUGGGGAGGAAUAAUCUGGCCGAUCCUCAAUUAUCAAAGGAUGUACUACGUGUUCAUGCAGAUGUUGUCCAGUGGCCCCGCCUGGCUGGCCAUCAUCCUGCUCAUCACCACCAGCCUCCUCCCUGAUGUUCUCAAGAAAGUCCUGUGCAGACAGCUGUGGCCCAGUGCCACCGAGAGGGUCCAGAAGAGCGCGAGACUCAAAGCAUCAUCGGUCAAGGCCACGCCCAGCACGGACAGGCCACUUCUGAAGGACCUCUUUCGGCCGAGGCGCGAUUAGCAGCAGGUUAGGUAACGGCGUCCACCGUGCCGCCUGGCAGGUUCCCGGGUGUGCUCUGAUCCUUCCAAACUGUUUUUCCUCCAAAGUUUUGCUGUGCUGUGCCAUUUUUCAGAACAGUGGCUCACAAUAAGAAAAAUGCCUUUUACACACAAGGGUAUUUCUGCCCCAGGUAAGUGACCUGCUGAGCAGGCUGGGCUGCAUGUGGUGGAGUGCUGUGUGCACGGGCGCAGGCACACGUCCCCACAUGGGUGCGUGCCCGUGGUGCCGCCUGCCCCGGGUGCUCCAUCUGCCUGAACAAACCUCCUCCGUCUUCCUGGGUGUGGAAGUGGCUUCAUCCUAAGGGCCUGUCAGGAAAGACCGUGUUUUGAAAUAAACAAUGGAAUGGUGCACGACUUGCCCUGAGGCUCAGCCAGGCCAGCAGCUGGAGUGUGCCACUGCGUCCCUGAGGCCGCCUCACGGGAUCCCCAGCUCGGUUUCCAGGGGGACAAGCGCUCCCGGGAUGUUUUUUCCUUUGGCGUAGGCUCCUCCUGUGCUGCGGGCCAUUCUCCUCCCUGCCCGUCAGGCUUAGCAAGUCUGGGACACAUCGCCGGCCUCCUCGGGCUGGGAUGAACCCCCACAGACCAUGUUGGCCUGCGCACAGGGAGAACCGGGGGCCUGGCACGCCAGGUCGGCACAGCGUGGCCCCGGCCUCGGGGUGGUCUCCCACUCCUGCAUUAAAGGAAUCAGACUUGGUCCCUGGGCCUCUGGGAGGGAGGCCUGUGCAUUUGCACACCUCGUCGGUAGCCUUGCAAUGGAGCCGGCGGGACAGCCCUCCCACCAGGACACACUUAACACUCUGCAUUCACUGUGGUUGUGGCUCAGAUGACGGGCACGUGCUGACCCUUGCCCAGAACGGUGGCUGGAAACCUGGGGAGCCGAGUCUGGGCCCCACAGCGGUGUCAGAGCAGUGCCGCAGGCUCCUGGGGAGGGUCCCGGGCCAGCUGCAUUCUCUGCUGUCUGACAGGCCCCAUGCACGGGGUGCAAGGACCACCUCUCAAAGCCCACCCCUCUUGCCUCUGCAGAGCCCCUGCCCCUCAGCCGCAUGGCGGGGCUCCCACUCGAAACAGGUGAUGUUGACAUACUGGGACAGCGAGGAGCAGCCAGCCCUCCCUGCCAUCACUGGCCCCUCAAGCCACCUGCACCCUUCCAGCUGGAGACCCUGCU
Messenger RNA from Manis pentadactyla (Chinese pangolin), 4883 nucleotides. RefSeq names its product ATPase phospholipid transporting 11A (gene ATP11A). The record is from RefSeq and is a predicted model, not a curated record. NCBI's taxonomy places the organism in Eukaryota, Metazoa, Chordata, Mammalia, Pholidota, Manidae. The coding region runs from base 261 to 3680 and encodes 1139 amino acids. Gene Ontology annotation, biological process: phospholipid translocation. Gene Ontology annotation, molecular function: ATP hydrolysis activity; ATP binding; ATPase-coupled intramembrane lipid carrier activity. The transcript is spliced from 29 exons. Gene Ontology annotation, cellular component: trans-Golgi network; endoplasmic reticulum; recycling endosome.